Messenger RNA from Tetrapisispora phaffii CBS 4417, 2487 nucleotides. RefSeq names its product Hir1p (gene HIR1). The transcript has a single exon. Gene Ontology annotation, molecular function: nucleosome binding; protein binding. Bases 1 to 2487 code for a protein of 828 amino acids. Lineage: Eukaryota; Fungi; Ascomycota; Saccharomycetes; Saccharomycetales; Saccharomycetaceae. The record is from RefSeq and is a predicted model, not a curated record. Gene Ontology annotation, cellular component: nucleus; HIR complex. Gene Ontology annotation, biological process: regulation of DNA-templated transcription; chromatin remodeling; DNA-templated transcription.
AUGAAAGUCAUAAAGUUUCCAUGGCUUGCUCACCGAGAAGAGCAUAGGAAAUAUGAAGUCUAUACAGCUGAUAUCAGUCCAGAUGGAAAGAGAUUAGCCACUGGUGGAUUAGAUGGUAAAAUUAGAAUAUGGUCUAUCGAUUCUAUUAUUGAGACAACUAAAUUGAAAGAGGCAAACCCCGAUGCAGAAAUUACAGACGAUCUGAAGAGACCCCUAGCAAGCAUGAAUAGACACACGGGGUCUGUGACAUGUCUUAAAUUUUCCCCAGAUGGCCAAUAUCUUGCCAGUGGUUCUGAUGAUCGUAUUUUGUUGAUAUGGGCCCUCGAAGAAGAAAAUCGAAUGGAACCUCUUUUUGGAUCUGAGAACGAUAAAGAACAUUGGACUGUCCGAAAGAGAUUAGUUGCACACGAUAAUGAUAUCCAAGAUAUGUGCUGGGCUCCUGAUUCUAGUAUUCUGGUUACUGUGGGACUGGACAGAUCAAUUAUCGUUUGGAAUGGAUCAACUUUUGAAAAAAUAAAAAGAUUUAAUGUACAUCAAUCGCAUGUAAAAGGUGUAGUAUUUGAUCCAGCAAAUAAAUACUUUGCGACAACCUCAGAUGAUAGAAGUCUGAAGAUUUUCAGGUACCACAAAGCAGGUGAUACAACUUUUACAGUAGAACAAGUAGUCAGGACUCCAUUUUUGGAGUCUCCGUUAACGACCUAUUUUAGAAGACUCUCAUGGUCACCAGAUGGCCAACAUAUAGCAGCUCCAAAUGCGACAAAUGGACCUGUAAGUUCCGUAGUAAUAAUCAACAGAGGUAACUGGGACACUAAUAUAUCAUUAAUUGGUCACGAUGCACCAACGGAAGUAGUUAAGUUUAAUCCAAGGUUAUUCGAAAACACAAUUAAAAUAGAGAAUGAAGAUAGCGAGGUGACUUCUAUCAAUUCAGUUGAUUCGAUUGUUGCGUCUGCAGGACAAGAUAAAACGAUAGCAUUAUGGAGCACUAGUAAACAAAGACCUUUAUUUAUUGCAUACGAUAUAGCGCAUAAAUCAAUCACAGAUUUGGCCUGGUCACCUAAUGGAAGAAUUCUAGUUGCAACAUCUCUUGAUAGUUCAAUUACGAUGUUUCUGUUCGAGAAGCAAGAACUAGGUAAGACAGUUAGUCUUGAAAGAAACAUGGAAGAGUUAAAUAGGUAUGGUGUGGAUAAAGAUUCACUAGAUUUCCCAGAGAGUAUAAAACAAUUGGAGCUAGAAGAAGCAGCUAAAAAAUACAAUAAGCAGAAGUUCACACAACUCGAUACAAACUUUUUGGAAUCUAGGAUCAAUAUGAAAAUAGACGAGAAUAAUCUAAAGGGGAAUAGAAACACCAAUGAACAACAAAUAUCAUCAUAUUCUGUAAAUACUGUGGAUGCUGUUCAAGAGAAAGUUAACAUUCUCGUACCUAAAAGGAAGAAUGGCGAAAAAUUGAACAAGACCACUGUCAAAGAUGGCAAGAAGAGAGUUGCUCCGACGUUGAUCUCAUCUGGUUAUUCGCGACAAAAGAAAUUGGCAACUCUAACACCCGUAACAAAUAAUCAAACCAAUAACAUUGCUAAAAGUCUACCUUCAACUUCAAAUGCUGCAAGAGAGUUGAAGAGUUUGAAAGGCAAAGUAAGCAUUUCAUCAUUUCCCGUCCCAAGACUUGGAGUUCAUACUUUGAUUAUGGGUACUAGAGAAAGAAAUUCGAAUAAAGUAGACCAAGAUGGUGAAAGCAGGGAAGAUAGUAGUAGCCCGAUUGUAAAUACUAAUAAUAACGACAACUUUAUAUUAGACGAGGAGAAUGAAGAAGUUGAAUUUCUAAUGACAUUAAAUUCAAAAAUGACUCCCGAGAAAAUAUGGUCUGAUGAACCAAAUACACGUUAUAUCGAAAACAGUGGUAUACUUCCUGAUUCAGAUGCAAUUCUUCUACAGUGUGGUACUUUUGAACAUUUCCAUACUUUGGAAGUUAGAAAUGGUGUAGAAAGAUCACUUCAAUUUGAUACUGAAGCAUUAUAUGAUAAUCCAACAAGGAUCAUCGGUUACAGUGAUGGUAAGAGAACCGUCGAAAUGUUUUUCCCUGAAGUUAUCAUUUGUGCUGUUGGUUCAUUAGAAUGUAAGAUAUGGUCCUUAGCAACUAGCAAUGGUUCAUUGUUCCUAUUGAGUACAAAUGGACAAUUGAAAACACCAAAAAUCAGCUUAGGCCAUAAAAUAAUCAAUAUGAUUAUUAAUGAUAAAAAAUUAAUUGCCCUUACAGAGAGAGGUUUAUUUUAUUGUUGGGAUCUAGAGAAAUUUAAACUAGUUUUCAAAAACAUUUCAAUAUUACCAAUCUUAAAUAAUGAACCUGUUGAAUCUAAUAGGGUUCGAAUUAACAAAAGGAUUAAAGACUUUAAAUUAAGUGGUGAUGGCAAGUCAUUGGAUUUAUGUUUGAGCAAUCCGGACACUAAUUAUUCUUGGGUAGUAGAGUUGGGUUGUUGGACAAAAAAGAGUUGA